Molecule: messenger RNA, 1979 nt
Organism: Spea bombifrons (plains spadefoot toad)
Lineage: Eukaryota; Metazoa; Chordata; Amphibia; Anura; Pelobatidae
Product: src substrate cortactin-like
Exons: 17
Coding region: 99-1775 (558 amino acids)
Biological process (GO): regulation of actin filament polymerization
Cellular component (GO): site of polarized growth; actin filament; cortical actin cytoskeleton
Molecular function (GO): actin filament binding
Source: RefSeq, a predicted model, not a curated record
GAAACUGGUGACGACAAGAGACCUUCACUCAGAGACAUUGCACUGGAGAGACAGAAGGACAUUUUACAGACUGAUAACUUAUAAGAAAUUCCGUAAGGAUGUGGAAGGCAGCAGUGGGACACAAUGUGACGGUGGCUGAAACAGAAUCUGACGACUGGGAAACAGACCCAGACUUUGUGAAUGACAUCUCAGAAGAAGAGCAGCGUUGGGGAGCAAAAACUAUAGAGGGUUCAGGACGCCCUCAGCAUAUCAAUAUACGUGAACUGAGAAGCAAUGUGUCUAAAGAACAUGAGAUUUUGAAGAAAAAAGAACUUCAAGAUGGGCCCCGAGCAUCAUAUGGAUAUGGAGGACAAUUUGGGACAGAGAAAGACAGGAUGGAUAAGAGUGCGUUGGGUCAUGACUACCGGGCAGAAGUAGAGAAGCAUUCCUCCCAAACGGAUGCAGCCAAGGGGUUUGGUGGAAAAUAUGGGGUGCAGAAAGACCGGACGGACAAGUCUGCAGUUGGAUUUGGUUAUAAGGCUGAAUUACAGCAGCAUUCUUCCCAGAAAGAUUAUGCAACUGGGUUUGGAGGGCGUUAUGGUGUACAGACAGACCGUGUGGACAAGUCAUCAGUUGGGUUUGAUUACAAGGCUCAGUUACAGCAGCAUUCAUCACAACAAGAUUAUUCCAAAGGGUUUGGGGGUAAAUUUGGGGUCCAAAAAGAUUGUCAAGAUAAAUCUGCUCACACUUGGAGUCACAAAGAAGAAAUACAGCCCCAUCAAUCACAGACAGAUUAUUCCCAAGGAUUUGGAGGGAAGUUUGGAGUCCAGAAAGAUCGACAAGAUAAAUCUGCUCACAGUUGGAGUUACAAAGAAGAGAUUAAACCCCAUGAAUCACAGACUGAUUAUGCCAAAGGUUUCGGUGGUCGUUAUGGUGUACAGACUGAUCGUGUAGACAAAUGUGCCUCAGGAUUUAGCGAGAUUGAAUCUCCAAGUUCUGCUUACGAGAAAACACAGCCACUGGAAGCAUUGACAAGUGGAACUCAUGACCUCAGAUCUCGUUUCGAGAACAUGGCAAAAACUGCAGAAGAAGAGAAUCAUCAACGAGCAGAGGAAGAGAAAAUAAGACGGCAGAAGAGGGAGAAAGAGGAGAGGGGACAGAUAACACGAGAGGUACAAGCAAAGGAGAUUCCACAGAAAAGAGACCGUGAUAAUGAAUUGUCUCAAAAACUCCCAGUACAGCCACCUGCCCCCUUACCUCGCAGUUCUGCUCCACUACAGCCUUCUAAAAAAGAGGAUACAGUGUAUGAGGAACCCCCUUGUGUCCCACCUAAGCAUCCUGGUUUCGGUGUGGAGUUUAAUGUCCCCUCACCUCAUAUGGACCAUGAGGAGGACAUGUAUGAAGACAUUCCAGUUCCCCUUCUUGACAUAGUGGAGGAUUAUGAGCCAAUCCCAGAUCUUCCACCUAGAAGAGAAGAUGAUUAUGAUGAUGAGGAUGACUAUGAAUGUGUCCUAGAACCUCCUGUGCCAACAGAAGAUAACCUGUAUGAGGGGCUUGCUAAGAAGGAUGAUAACCAUGGAAUGGCUCCUCCAUGUCCCAUGGGUGAGACACAAACAUCAGGGAUCUGUGCUGUAGCAAUUUAUGAUUAUGAAGGAGGUGGAGAUGAUGAGAUUUCCUUUGAUCCUCAGGAUCUGAUAACAGACAUUGAGAUGCUGGAUGAAGGAUGGUGGAUUGGAACAUGCAGAGGGUGUCGUGGUCUUUUCCCAGCCAACUAUGUAGAGCUUGUAGACAAAUAAAAUGCAUUUUACACUAUAUGUAGCAUCAAUAAGCUUAAUUUUUCCCUCAGGAAUGUUUGGGCUCUAAGAGGUCCACUGGAGCAAAUUAAGUAUCUACACGAAUCCCAUGGAAAAGCAAAAUGCAGCUUUCAGACUUCUCCUUGUUCUUAUACACUAUCCUCUUUUCAGCUUUGUAUCUCAUAUAAAUAAAGCUUAUACGUUAAA